AUUUUACGUGACGUGUUUCCACUUUCUGCUUUGCUGUGCAUCAAGCUCACUUAGCAAAACAUUUAUUGAUUACUAAAUGUAUUUGGCGUUUUGUCGGGUGAGGUUAAUGUCACAGAUAAGUAGCUUUACAUGGCUACGGAGAGAUGUGUGUACCAACUAACCGUACUUACGGGGGACUUAUGAGCUACAUCUCAAGUUAAUCCCUCAUUUCUAGCUAAAGUUAUCUAACUCGCAGCCUGCUACUGCCGUAACAACAGCGUUGUUUGAGUGUUUUAAGACGUGCAGGCACCAUGGCCAAUCUGGAGCAGUGGGUGAAUGACCGCCUCCAUGACAUCCUCGGGUUGAGUGACAAAUACGUAUCUCAGUUCAUGAUUGGCACUGCACGGAAAGCGUCAAGUCUUCAAGACUUCGUGAGCCGUCUUGAGCAGAUGGGCACGAUUGACAUUGAACAGAAUGUGAUUGCCUUUGCUCAAGAGUUGUUUGAUAAGAUUCCUCGCAAGCAGGUUGUUGAGAAACCAUCUCGGGUGAUAGAACGGCAAGCCAUUGAAAUGGAGAGGAAGAAUCAGACAUACACGUUACUAGAGGACAGCGACAGCGAUGGAGAUGCAGUGAGGGAGAAGCAGAAAGGGAAAAAGAAAAGCAAGGACAGAGGAAACAAGAGGAAGCACAUCAGACAAAAGAAAAAGAGCGAGUCUUCUAGUGAGGAUGAAGUACCUAAGAGGGCUGAUUUGGGCCAGCCUGUCAAGAAGGAAGAGGAGGAAGAGGAAGAGUGGGAGAAUGAAGAGAGAGAGCGAUUACAGGACAUUGAAGAGAGAGAUGCAUUUGCAGAGCGAGUGAGGCAAAAGGACAAAGACAAGACUCGCAACAUAGCAGAGAGGACUGACAAAAAGGCUUAUGAGGAAGCUCAGAAGAGGCUGAAGAUGGCUGAAGAUGAUCAGAAGAAUAUGAAGAGAGAGGCAGAGAAGCUGGAAGACCUGGAGGCAGAGAUCAUUGAUGAGGAGUACCUUUUCUCUACAGAUGAGCUGUCUGAGAGGGAGAAGAAGGAGCUGGAAUACAAACACACCCUUUGGGACCUGGCUAAAGAUUACAAAAAGGCUGGUGCCAAGGAACAUGAGGAGAGGAAGAACAGGUACUAUAUGCCAGAGGAAAAGAGAAGCAAGGAGGUGCCUCAGAGAGACCUGGAGCUAGAGGAAACACCCAUGGAGCUGGGAGGAGAGCAAGGCCGCUGGGAGGAGGAGAGACUGAAGACGGCCUCACUUAGCUUCGGGGCCAAGAAGGAGCGAGAACAAGGGAUGAGGCAGGAGCUGGAGAAAUACCAGCUCAUCCUGGAGGAGGAUGAGAUGAUUGACUUUGUCAGCACUGCCAUUACCAUGAAGGGAACCCGGACAGAAAAGGAUCAGGAGACCCCAGCUCUGUCGCAGGCAGAGCUGAAGAAGCAGUCCAUGCUGGAGGUCCGACGCAGUCUGCCCAUCUUCCCUUACAGAGACGACCUGCUAGCUGCCAUCCAUGAGCACCAGAUACUCAUCAUUGAGGGGGAGACAGGCUCUGGAAAGACCACUCAGAUCCCACAGUAUCUCCUGGAAGAUGGCUACACUGAAGCAGGCAUGAAGAUUGGAUGUACGCAGCCUCGCAGAGUGGCCAUGUCAGUGGCAGCCAGAGUAGCAGAGGAAAUGAGUGUGAAGCUUGGUAAUGAGGUGGGUUAUAGUAUUCGUUUUGAGGACUGCACAUCAGAGAGAACAGUGCUCAAGUACAUGACAGAUGGCAUGUUGCUCCGAGAGUUUCUCACUGAGCCUGACCUGGCCAGCUACAGUGUGAUAAUCAUAGAUGAGGCCCACGAGCGAACUCUCCACACGGACAUCCUGUUUGGUCUGAUUAAGGACAUCGCCAGGUUCAGACCAGACCUGAAGGUUCUGGUGGCCAGCGCCACUCUGGAUACUGAGCACUUCUCCCGGUUCUUCGACGACGCACCUGUCUUCAGGAUCCCUGGCAGGAGGUUCCCUGUCGACAUCUUCUACACCAAAGCUCCAGAGGCAGACUACCUCGAAGCAUGUGUGGUGUCAGUCCUGCAGAUUCAUGUCACCCAGUCACCAGGAGACAUCCUGGUCUUCCUCACUGGCCAGGAGGAGAUCGAAGCAUGUUGCGAGCUGCUCCAGGAGAGAUGCAGGCGGCUUGGAUCUAAAAUAGCAGAGCUGUUGGUUCUUCCUAUAUACGCCAAUCUGCCCUCUGACAUGCAGGCAAAGAUCUUCAACCCCACUCCACCUGGGGCUCGUAAGGUGGUUGUGGCUACUAAUAUAGCAGAAACAUCACUGACCAUAGAUGGCAUCAUCUACGUCAUUGACCCAGGCUUCUGCAAACAGAAGAGUUACAACGCCCGCACUGGGAUGGAGUCACUCAUAGUCACUCCCUGCUCACGGGCUUCAGCUAACCAGAGAGCAGGCCGUGCAGGCAGAGUGGCUGCUGGGAAAUGUUUCAGGCUUUACACAGCCUGGGCCUUUCAACAUGAAAUGGAGGAAACGACUGUCCCUGAGAUUCAGAGAACCAACUUGGGAAAUGUCGUCCUGCUGCUAAAGAGUCUAGGCAUCAAUGACCUCAUUCACUUUGACUUCAUGGACCCACCUCCUCAUGAGACUCUGGUCCUGGCGCUGGAGCAGCUCUAUGCCCUGGGAGCACUCAACCAUCUAGGAGAGCUCACCAAGCUUGGUCGCAGGAUGGCCGAGCUACCAGUGGACCCCAUGCUGAGCAAGAUGAUCCUGGCCUCAGAACAGUACAAGUGCUCAGAGGAAGUGUUGACGAUAGCAGCCAUGCUGUCGGUAAACAACUCCAUUUUCUACCGGCCCAAAGACAAGGUGGUGCACGCUGAUAACACAAGGAUGAACUUUGUGGUGCCAGGGGGAGACCACCUGGUGCUGCUCAACGUCUACACACAGUGGCUGGAGAGCGGCUACUCCACACAGUGGUGCUAUGAGAAUUUCAUCCAGUUCCGCUCCAUGAGAAGAGCCCGGGACGUCAGAGAGCAGCUGGAGGGUCUGAUGGAACGCAUAGAGGUGGAGGUGGUCAGCUGCCAGGGAGACAGUGUGCCCAUCCGCAAGGCAGUGACAGCAGGAUAUUUCUAUCACACAGCACGACUGAGCAAAGGUGGCUACAAGACAGUGAAGCACCAGCAGACGGUCUACGUCCACCCCAACAGCUCUCUGUUCGAGGAGCAGCCCCGCUGGCUCAUCUACCACGAGCUGGUCUUCACCACCAAAGAGUUCAUGAGACAGGUGAUUGAGAUAGAGAGCAGCUGGCUGCUUGAAGUGGCUCCUCACUACUACAAGAGCAAAGAGCUGGAGGACAGCAGCAACAAGAAGAUGCCCCGCAAGCAGGGCAAAACAAAAGAGGAGCUGGGCUGAUGUGGCGAUAAAGGCUCAUGGGACCAGUGGCACAAAAAAAAAAAGAAAGCACAGGGGUAUGCUCCCUGUCCUCUGUCUGGGUAACCGUUAGGAAAAGGUUUUUCAAAUGCAUAAAAAUAAA
Molecule: messenger RNA, 3513 nt
Organism: Monopterus albus (swamp eel)
Lineage: Eukaryota; Metazoa; Chordata; Actinopteri; Synbranchiformes; Synbranchidae
Gene: dhx16
Product: DEAH (Asp-Glu-Ala-His) box polypeptide 16
Cellular component (GO): catalytic step 2 spliceosome; intracellular anatomical structure
Molecular function (GO): RNA binding; helicase activity; ATP binding
Source: RefSeq, a predicted model, not a curated record